Messenger RNA from Durotheca rogersii, 360 nucleotides. RefSeq lists its product as uncharacterized. NCBI's taxonomy places the organism in Eukaryota, Fungi, Ascomycota, Sordariomycetes, Xylariales, Xylariaceae. The coding region runs from base 8 to 304 and encodes 98 amino acids. The record is from RefSeq and is a predicted model, not a curated record. The transcript has a single exon.
GUCGCUCAUGGUCUUCUUCGGGGUGUGCGAGCUGGUGCCGUCGGCGGGGGGCCUGGCGCUGGCCAACGCGGCGCUGUACCGCCGCGACUGGGGCCAGCUGCGCUACGCCGGCCUCCUGCUCGUCCAGUGGUGGCAGAUCUUCGUCCUCCCCCGCCAGUGGCACGCCGGCCGCCCCGUCGUCGCCGGCCAGCUCGUCGCCUGCCUCUUCAUGGUCUGGUUCUACAUCGCCACCAGCGACCACUGGCGCUGGUGGGAGCCCCUCGCCGUCAGCACCGUCCUCCUCAAGAUCGUCUUCCCCUGGUGAGAGCGGUCGGGGGAACGAAAGCCCUGCCGCCCCCUCCUCCUCAUCCUCCUCCUCCU